This is a messenger RNA of Cordyceps fumosorosea ARSEF 2679, 1893 nucleotides long. RefSeq lists its product as hypothetical. NCBI's taxonomy places the organism in Eukaryota, Fungi, Ascomycota, Sordariomycetes, Hypocreales, Cordycipitaceae. The record is from RefSeq and is a predicted model, not a curated record. The transcript has a single exon. Bases 1 to 1893 code for a protein of 630 amino acids.
AUGCCGCCAAAACCGUCCUUAGUACGAUCUAGCGGCGGCCCCCUCCGCGCCGUGGCAUUGAGUCGCCAUGCCGCCGCGAAGAGGCAAGUCUGCGCGAUUUGCUCCAUGUCCGGCACCAGAAGGGCGAGAAACCACGCGCCGUCGCCGAUACGACCGACCCUCCUCAUCGACCGACGACAGAGCCUGUCCACGGCGCCGGCGGCGAGCAACGUGCGUGCGGAGCUUGAGCAGGCGCUCGUGCAGCUGCAGGACCAGGCGCCACGUCUGGUCAACCUCUCCCGGCUGCAGCUGGCGCUUCAAGGUCUGCGACAGGCACCCGGCGAGGAGGCUGUCCGGGUAGCCAUUCUAGGGCUCGCUGACGGAUAUGGAUCGAGUGCCGGAUUGACGUCCAAACGCUUGCUGCGGGCGAUCCUGAGCGAUCCGCUCCAGGACGAGCAGGCCUGGGAGAAGCAGCUCGAGGGCUACGACUUGACGAAGCCCCUCGUCAUUAAGAUCAGCACCAGUCCACACCUAGACAAAGCUGCCAUCGACAUGGGCAAGGUGGAUACGAUUCAGCGACUACACAUUUCAUCACCUGGCUACAAUUCACUGGGCCUCGAGUUCCUGCUGAUCGAUGUAGAAGCUUCUGCUCUUUCUGUCCUGCGACCAUCGAUUGAGCAUUUGGAAAACGCUGCGCUGGUGCCGUCAGUCGCCACUCGAGCUGCCGAUGGGCGCGUUUCGCAAACGCCCGCCCCAGUUCAUCAGGCACUGAUUGUGGCAGACGGCCUCAUGGGCGCGGUUAGUCUGGCAUCCCUGCCCGCGUCCGAGAGUGGCGGAGCCAUUACCACAGCCGUCGAUAUGAAAGGCCUUGCUGGAGCAGAGCUGGACGCCGCCUUCACCGUCAUCGACCUGGCCCAAGCUGAAGAAGGUGUCCGCCUCUUCCGCGAUGGCCCCCAGAACGCCAUGCAGUACGAGCGUCUCUGGUUUGCCAGCAAGGUACCGUCCCUCACGACAUGGCUCAAAGCCGGUCUCAAGACUGAGGAUGCUGCGACGAAACCGGCCGUCAAGCAGCUACUCGCCUCUCUUCUCGAGAGCGCUCAAUCGGCCAUCCAGGCCGAAGAGUCCGUCAUUGUCGCCAAGACGCUGGCUUCCAAGACCCCCUUAGACGACGCCGCUGGCCUCCACAAGGGCCUCGCCGAGUGGGCGCGGCAAGCCCACAGCGAGCUUCAGGACGAGCUCGACCUCGCCUUCACCGGACGGCGCUGGCGCAAGCUUGGCUGGUGGAAGCUUUUCUGGCGCGUCGACGACGUGGGUAUGCUCACCGGCGACAUCCUGAAUCAGCGGUUCCUCCCCACCGCCGAGCGCGAGCUCGUCUACCUGACCGGCCGCAUCGCGGCAUUGCGUAUUGGCGCGCCGCCUCGGUACCCGCAGCCCGUCUCGGAGCUCUCGGACUCACCAGCGGCCGCGGGCUCCGCCGCCGCCGCGCCGCCGCCCAAGUGGCCCGGCCACAUCGCCUUUACCCGCCGCUACCUGCAAGACGAGACCGUGCCCGCGCUGCAGGCGCUCGCCCAGCGGCUGCUGGUACAGUCGCUUGGGACAUCGUCGGCCGCUGCCGCGCUGGCGGGCACGCUCUACGCCUCGUCGUUGGUCGCGGGCGUGUACGAGGCGGGCGCGGUCGCCGCGCUCGGUGUCGUCUACGCACUCGGCCGCAUGCAGAGGAAGUGGGAGGCGGCCCGCCGGUUCUGGGAAGGCGACGUGCGCGAGGAGGGUCGCAAGGCGGUGCGUGCCGUGGAGCAGAGCGUCUCGGAGGCGCUGGUCGCAAAAGAUUGUGUGUCCCCGGCACAGGCGGAGGAGCUGCAAAAAGCCAAGGGGCUUGUGUCCACGGCGACGGAACUCCUUUCUCGCUUGAAGUGA